Molecule: messenger RNA, 3610 nt
Organism: Puntigrus tetrazona (Sumatra barb)
Lineage: Eukaryota; Metazoa; Chordata; Actinopteri; Cypriniformes; Cyprinidae
Product: CD48 antigen-like
Source: RefSeq, a predicted model, not a curated record
UUGAAUUUAAGAAACCUUUGUGUAUUCUUCCAUUAUAUAAUAUUAAUAUAUAUAUAUAUAUACACUUUAUUUUUUUGUUUACAACCACAGUUGUAACUACAGAAAGAUGGAUUGAAUGGUAGUUAGGUGGCAGAUAUUUAUACUUCAGUACUGUAUUAUAAAACAAUAUGCAAUAACAUUGAGUCUAAAUUAUCAUGUAAAGUUUAUUAGAUGAUUUGCAAUUUAAUGGGACAAAAACCUACAGCUCAUAUAAUAUUAUUACAUUGUAUUAUAAAGCAAUUUAUUAAAGCUUUUUAUUUAUUUUUUUAAAAAAUAUAAAUUUAAAAUAAAUGCCUUUCUGAUCUGGUAUGUGGUAGGAAGAGAUGUAGCCCGAGUUUGACAAAAGGCAGAUCUAUUGCUUGUUCAGCUCACAUCUCGCAACAUUCAGCCACAGACUAUGCAGUUAUCCAUCUGUUUUAUCCACUAAAAAUCCCAUGGCCUUUCUCCUGGUGUCCCUGGCCAAAACAAACAAAAACAUUUCUCUUUGAAUCUUGUUUAAUGUUUGCCAUAUCACACUUUCCAAAUCGUAUCAUUCUGUCAUGUGUGAUGUGGCUUUUUUUUUAUAGAAAAUGGUUGAGGAACACUUGCAGGAGGAUUAUGUGGUGUCAAGAUCCAUCUGUAGGAUUGCCUUCACUAUAUGAACCUCCAGAGACACCGUUGGAUUAAGAGUCUAUGGUCACAUUUUAGGACCGUGAGAAGACUCACUGCACAUAGUAUAUAUAGUCUGUUCAUUUUCAUGCAUGUGAGAGUGAGUGUGUGAGUGUGUUGGAGGUGUUAAAGCAAGUGGCUGAGAGUCCUGUACUUUCGGUUUUGUUAAUAGUACUGUGACUUCUUCUAAAUGCAGAGAUUCAAAGAAAUAGCUCAUUGCUACUUAUGAUUAAGAAAUCAUGCAAAGAACCUAAGUACCUACUCCAAUGAGUCAUUCACAAAACGGAUCAAAGCGUCCUGUUCAAACACAAUUGCAUAUUUAGUACAUGUUCAAAAAAUAAACACCAAAGAAUGAAUCUUCAGUCUGAUAAACUGCAGUUCUGUGUUUCCUAGUUUCUUGAUAGUUUGCCGCCUGCCCUGACCCUCGCUUGUUUAUUGGAUAUACUCUUUUGCCUUGCCUGGACUGUACUGUUCUGCUGGUGUUUGACCCCUGCCUGUUCGACUAUGUCUUAUAAUAUAGAGUUGCUUUUGGAUCUACUCGCCUCUGACUCCUCUGUAACAGCGGGAAACAAUCAUAGGUCAAAACAAAAGGAAACACGGAAUGAAAAACGCAGAACUGAGAACACGGAAGCAGCUAAGCAAUACUCGGCGUCUGCUCAGAAACUGGGCAGAUCUUCAAUAAACAGAAUAAUGAGGAGUUACAGGGGAGACUAACAAUGUGUCCCAAGACCAGGGAACACAGAAACAAUGGGGAACAAACACUUCAAAAUAAGAGUCAAAACAAGGGGAACAUUGACCGUAAUCGUGGCCGCAUUUGAAUGAUCUGUUUACUGGAUGUCGUUUUAAUUUCAAUGUAAAAUGCAUGCAAAUUCUGAAAACUGAAAAUGAAAGUAUUAUAGGUCUACUUCACAACUCUAAACCUAACCGCUAAACAUUACACCAAAUGGAAACAGAAAGAUGCCCCACUUAAACGCACUAUCAUGAGGUCGUGUUAUCGUGGUAGCUAGCAGGACGGAAGACCUCCGUUCUCCGUAUAGCUUUUGUACGGAGAGAUGGCAAUGGUAUUAACAUUCGUUUGUUUGUUACCUAGUUUUGGAGGGGGGUUUAUAUAUACGUUAACUUUAAAAUCAAACUAUUUAAAAUACUGCCAUUUUUAAAUCUAUAAGCCCUACUUUAUCAAAUGUCGUAAUAUUAACACAAUUACACUUGUACUUUUAACAUAACUAACUCAGUCAGGUAACUACCUAAGUUAAAUAAUGAUGAAAAAAUGUUUACAUGUAGGUCUAUCUCGUGAUCAGAUUGAGUGGGUUGUCCGUGAGGGCUUUAAAUUCUGGCGUGGGAGGAUUGACAUUGACACAGAGAUUCAGUCUUUUCAACAGCGCUUGAAGAAAAUGAUCCUUUUGUUCUGUUUGUGCUGGUGGCAUCUGAUUGGUAAGUUGUAAAUAGAUUAUUAAUGGAAGUUAUUUCGACCAGAAAUUGCAUCCUACAUCAAGCUUUUAGACUUUCAUUUAAAAUAUAAAGCCCAUUUCAGGCUUUGUAAAAUAUCAAAAGGCUUCCUGUAUUUUAGGUGUGUUUGGAACUAAAAUAAAUGAAAUAUAAUAUGCAAUAAAAUAUAAAUGAAAUAUGUGUCAGUGACUGAGGGAGAUUAUGUGCUUCUACACACUGAUGUUACUAAAGUGCGUGAAGACGAAGACUUGAUGUGGAAUUAUGGAACCAAAAACUCUCUCAUAGCUAAAAUAAAAAGACAUAAACAAGUUGUCACAUAUGAUGAUGGUCUUGAAAGGAGGUUCAGAGACAGACUGAAGCUGGACGAUCAAACUGGAUCUCUGACCAUCACGAACAUCACGGCUCAACACGCUGGAGUUUAUAAACUACAGAUAAGUGGAGCAAAAUGGUCAUCCAAAACAUUCAGUGUUUCCGUCUAUGGUCGUCUGCCUGUUCCUAUCAUUUAUAUCUGCAGUAACUCUUCACACUGUUCUUCAUCCUCAUCAUCAUCUUGUUCAUUGUUGUGUUCGGUGGUGAACGUGAGUCAUGUGACUCUCUCCUGGUACAAAGGAAACAGUUUAUUGUCCAGCAUCAGUGUGUCUGAUCUCAGCAUCAGUCUCUCUCUACCUCUGGAGGUGGAACAUCAGGAUAAAAACACCUACAGCUGUGUGAUCAACAACCCCAUCAGAAACCAGACCACACAUCUGGACUUCAGCAGACUCUGUCAGACAUGUGCAGAACCACAGAUAUCCUUAUUUCUCACAUGGCUGAUUUCUGCUGCCGGAUUGAUUGUGAUUUGUAAUUGUAGUCGUGAUGUGCCACCUCUGCAUCUGCAGGAGACACAGAAAAACAAGUCGGAAAUUAAAGGUAGUGUCCGUCUACGAGAGCGUCUCCAAAGAACGACACUCAAAUCUACAACUGGUGCUAGAGCACUGAGGCUAUGUCUCGCGCUUUUUGGUUUUGGACACUGUAAUAUUUAUACCUUUUUUUAACAAAAAUAAAGAUUCAGGGACAUACAAUGUCGUGUUUUCCCUUUUUUAGGGUCCAAGUGCUGCUCAAAUUGCUCCACUGAGAGCCUAAAUAUGCUCAAAAACGUGCAAAACUUGCACAAGCAUCAGAACUGGUGAAAACGUACAUCUCAUAUGUUUCUCGAGCGGUUCACAUGCAUGUACAAAUUUUGGUAGAUGCAUCUCAAUAACUACAAAAACAAGCAAAAUUCAAAAAUCAAUAGGACGUCAGAGAUUUAGUCUGAUCAACACCAAAUUUGGUCCGUCUACUCUAAAUACUUCUGUUAUGUUAAAUUGCUAAGAUCUAGAGUUUUUGUUGAAAGGGGUGUCCAUGGCGGCCUGGCAAACUUCGUUUUGUAAUGCCAAGUUCACACCGCACGAUUUUCAAAGUCAUUGAAUAACCAUUGCUUUCUCACUGCACGACUACCUUG